GGAAAAUGGGUUCACAUUCCUUUAAAGAGAGGAACUUCAAGAAGAAACACCACUGUGUUGUCUGCAGACAAGCCCUCGACAGCCAUGGCAUGUACUGCAGAGAGUGUAAAACUGCAGUGCAUAAGAAAUGUGAGGAAAAGGUCUCUGUCCCCUGUGAAGUUAUCUCAGAUGCACCCCCGUUUCAAAACCAGAUGAACAUUCCUCCCAGUAGAGACAAAAUGGAGAGUGUUAUGGAGAAGUUAAUGGGCAGUCAUUAUGACUUCGACCUCACAUACAUAACUGAGCGUAUCAUCUCUGUCCUCUAUCUGUCUGACCUGGAAGACCAGCGUUACAGUGCUAACCUUAAGGAGGUGGCGGCCAUGUUGAAAUCUAAACAUCCAGACAAGUUCUUGCUUAUAAAUCUGUCAGAGAAACGUCAUGACAUCUGCAGGCUAAAUCCAAAGGAGUUUGGGUGGCCUGAUCUACAUGCCCCAUCCCUCAAUAAAAUAUGUGCUGUGUGCAAAACCAUGGAGAACUGGCUUAACUCUGACCCCCAGAACGUGGUUGUACUGCACUGCAAGGGAAACAAAGGAAAAAAAGGGGUGAUUGUGGCAGCUUACAUGCACUAUAGCAAGAUAUCAGCUGGGGCAGAUCAGGCUCUCUCGACAGUUGCUAUGAGGAAAUUUUGUGAGGAUAAAAUCUCUUCCUCUCUCCAGCCAUCUCAGAACAGGUAUAUAUAUUAUUUUGCCGGUCUUCUCUCGGGUUCAAUAAAGAUGAACAGCUCCCCUCUUUUCCUGCAUCAAAUUCAUAUUCCCGCUUUGCUCAACCACCAGUCAGGAGGAAGUUACUCUCCCUUUGUGAAGAUCUAUCAGUCGUUGCAGCUGGUCUAUACUUCAGGCAAAUAUGAUAUUCAGGGCCCUAACAGUAAGACGCUGUGUGUGAAUAUUGAACCAGCUCUACUGCUGAAGGGAGACAUCCUGGUGAAGUGUUAUCACCAUCUCUCAGAUGUGUCGAAGAGAGAAUGUGUGUUCAGAGUCCAGUUUCACACCUGUAGUGUUCAUGGGUCUCAGCUUGAUUUUGGCAAAGGAGAACUUGACCAUGCUUGCACAGAUGACCGUUUCCCUGCAGACGCCACAGUGGAGUUGCUGUUUUCUUCUGGUUCGCAAAGGAGAGGUGGAGAGGUGCAGGGAAAUGAGCCGGGAGUGUCUGUGGAUUAUGGCACCGCAGAUCCUAUUGUGCGCUGGGACUCGUAUGAGAACUUUAACAUUCACCAUGAGGAUAGUGUUGAGGAUAUCUGUCACACACGUGGGCCUUUGGACGGUAGUCUGUAUGCUCAAGUGAAGAAGUGUCGAGCACCAGGCUCCAGUCCCAGUGGAUGGUCGACUUCCGUCAAAACCUCCACACAUUCACCCAGUCAUUCCUCCUCUACCCCCAUUCAUCUCUCAUUCCAGCCUCUCUCGCUCAGCAAAGAUGCAAGUCGCUCCUCAGCACCACCUGAAUCCCCCUUUCCACUUCUAAGAGAAAAAAGAGAGAAGGACGAAGACAGGGAAAGACACAGAGAAACCGCGAUUCUUGACGAUGGCGACUGCUCUCCCAUGAGACCCGUUCAGUCUUGUUAUGGUCACCCGUAUUCCCACACUCAUUCAUUCUGUGAUCCAGAGCUGACCAACCCUCAUGCACUUGCACAAACGCUCCAUCCCAAACACCACACACUUCCCUGCAGCCGCACCGCCCCGGUGCCAGUCCGAGACUCGUGUGUAUCCCAGCCAGAUCUUUUAUGGGAGAGAGGGCAAUGUCUGCACCAUCCCUGCCCAGAAACCGUCAGGCACAUGUACUCGUAUCCCACUCACGAAACCCACCUUCAUUCUCCACUUUCUCACUCACAGUCCUCCCAUUCCCACACACUUCCUGCACAGACACGAGCAUUCUACUCUGGGGAGGCAUGUCCUGUGUUCCAUUGCUCUGCCCUCCCUCAGGGCCACGCCCACAUCCCUUUUUCUCUGUCUCCUACUCAGUCACUGCUCUCCAGUUCAUACCGAGAAUUACGUUACAGCAUGACUCUGCCGACAUCGUGCUCCUGCAGGGACUGUUCUCGCUUACGAGAGGACGUUGCCCUCCAUUCUUUACGAGGCAGAGAAAUAGAAGCUCUCCCUUGGUCUAGAGAGACAGAGUUUGGGAUUAGGAGGGAGGGGCCUGUGCACUGGAGGGAUGAAAGGGCGGAGUCUCAUUGGGAAGGAGCUCAAGAGGCCGAAUAUUGGCGGCGCAAAAUAGCAAUGUCACCAGUAACGUUAUCAUACAGACAUUGCCACGCUGUACCAAAACAAGACCAAGCUAUAUAUGUUACAGACACCCAACCCGAACAUAUUACCCCAAUCAGUCCAUAUCCCAGCCCCCAAAGCAGUGGCUACCACAGCCCUCGUCCACCCUGUCCUUGCUCUCCACAACCAUUCAGAGAGAGUCCUGGAUACGCCUCCAUCAGUCAUUCCCUAAACUCCUCCCCCAUUGCUCUCACUCCAUCUCCAAAACGAGCCAGUUACAAAAAUGCUGCAGCUGAAGAGAGUCAGCAUAGCAUGAAUGAUGGGCGUAUUGAGGUUUUAGAUGCUGAUAAAAGUCACAUUGAGGCCCUUUCACCUCCUAGCAGUCCAAUGGAGUUGGGAGAGCCAAUGAAAAGCAAAGUUCUAGAAAGUAGAACGUUCCCUGGGUCUCUGAUCACUGUUGUCUCGGCUAUCAGUGGCGCGGAGGAAAAUACAAAGAAAACACCCAUCACAGAUUCUACAUCUAACACCACUCUCAUUAGUAACCCACCGUCAUCCAAGGUUGUGGAGUCAGUGCAGGUACAAACACACAACCCCAAACCUCUCAACACCAGCAUCCUAGAAUCAGAGCAGGAUAAAGUGGAGUGCCCCGGCUCAUGCUACACCUCAACAAGUCCUCAACCUCCUCUUUGGUCUUCAGAGAGAAGCUCUGCUUCUGAAUUCCCUUCAUUUAACAUAAAUGCUGAAAGGCAAAGCCUGACAACCUUGACCGACCACAAUGAGGAAAGCAGCAACAGUGACCUGACUGCAUCGUCCCCUGACCCUGAUGGCUACAUCACACCCUCAUUCCCUAUAGCAUCAUACAGCUACCCUCUUCUGACAGUGCAUCAUGUACCCUAUACAGGCUAUACUGAGAUUACCAUCCCGGCCUCCUUACCCCAACCUCCUCUCCCUGAAAAACAACACUCAUCCCCCCUUCAGAACGUGUCUGAAUGCACUGGCGCUUCCUCAAUAAAGUCAGCUGGAAAACCUUUGACUUCCUCUGCCCAGUUCCAUGUGUCCUUCUCCACUACUACCAAUGAAUUGCCUCCCACAUCUAAAUGCAAAGUAACCCCCUCUAGUGGCAUGGUGGAGCCAGAGAUCCGCCUUAGCUCCAAGUUUGUUCAAGACAGCUCCAAGUACUGGUACCAUCCUGGUAUCUCCAGAGACCAGGAUGGGCGUAUUGAGGUUUUAGAUGCUGAUAAAAGUCACAUUGAGGCCCUUUCACCUCCUAGCAGUCCAAUGGAGUUGGGAGAGCCAAUGAAAAGCAAAGUUCUAGAAAGUAGAACGUUCCCUGGGUCUCUGAUCACUGUUGUCUCGGCUAUCAGUGGCGCGGAGGAAAAUACAAAGAAAACACCCAUCACAGAUUCUACAUCUAACACCACUCUCAUUAGUAACCCACCGUCAUCCAAGGUUGUGGAGUCAGUGCAGGUACAAACACACAACCCCAAACCUCUCAACACCAGCAUCCUAGAAUCAGAGCAGGAUAAAGUGGAGUGCCCCGGCUCAUGCUACACCUCAACAAGUCCUCAACCUCCUCUUUGUUCUUCAGAGAGAAGCUCUGCUUCUGAAUUCCCUUCAUUUAACAUAAAUGCUGAAAGGCAAAGCCUGACAACCUUGACCGACCACAAUGAGGAAAGCAGCAACAGUGACCUGACUGCAUCGUCCCCUGACCCUGAUGGCUACAUCACACCCUCAUUCCCUAUAGCAUCAUACAGCUACCCUCUUCUGACAGUGCAUCAUGUACCCUAUACAGGCUAUACUGAGAUUACCAUCCCGGCCUCCUUACCCCAACCUCCUCUCCCUGAAAAACAACACUCAUCCCCCCUUCAGAACGUGUCUGAAUGCACUGGCGCUUCCUCAAUAAAGUCAGCUGGAAAACCUUUGACUUCCUCUGCCCAGUUCCAUGUGUCCUUCUCCACUACUACCAAUGAAUUGCCUCCCACAUCUAAAUGCAAAGUAACCCCCUCUAGUGGCAUGGUGGAGCCAGAGAUCCGCCUUAGCUCCAAGUUUGUUCAAGACAGCUCCAAGUACUGGUACCAUCCUGGUAUCUCCAGAGACCAGGCCAUCACAGUAUUAAAAGAUAAGGAGCCUGGCUGCUUCCUCAUUAGGGAUAGUAAUUCAUUCCAAGGCGCAUAUGGAUUGGCUCUGAAAGUCAGCACACCUCCAGCCCACGCUAGUAACCACGGAGAGACAGGCAACCCACAGGAGCAGCUAGUAACGCACUUCCUGAUUGAGAGUGGUCCUAAAGGAGUGAAGAUCAAAGGCUGUCAAAAUGAAACAUAUUUCGGCUCCCUGUCUGCUUUGGUGUAUCAGCACUCCAUUACUCCUGUGUCUCUUCCUUGUGUCUUACGAAUCCCAGAUAGAGAUCUUGUAGGAGAAUUGCAAGAGUUGCAAAAUGGAACUAAUACCAGCACAGCUGCAGACCUAUUAAAACAGGGGGCGGCUUGUAAUGUUCUUUACCUAAACUCAGUGGAAACAGAAUCUUUGACUGGCCCACAAGCCGUCUCCAAGGCAACCAAGUGCACUUUGACACAGGACCCUCGUCCUUCACCAACAGUCGUCCACUUCAAAGUGUCCACACAGGGCAUCACCCUCACUGAUAACCAGCGCAGACUGUUUUUCAGGCGACAUUACCCUAUUCAUAGUGUGACUUUCAGCAGUGUGGAUCCACUGGAUCAAAGGUGGAUUGAUGCUGAUAACACUUCCCGCAAGAUGUUUGGAUUUGUUGCACGGCGCAGCGGUGGUUUGGGAAACGUGUGUCACCUGUUUGCAGAGCUGGACCCAGAGCAGCCAGCCACGGCCAUUGUGAACUUCAUCAAUAAAGUCAUGCUGGGACCUCAACAGCUGCGAAAAUGAACACAGUAAAGGAGAGAUGGAGAAAAACAAAACAGAGAGAGCAAAGGACAAGAUGGUAUCGCAGUGGAUAUUGUCAAUGUUACGUUUAUAUACAGAAUGAGAGAAGUGUUUCUCAUUAGGAUACACAAAACUGACUCCGUAUGCAAGCUUCGUCUUUUCUGUCAUGAUUAGGUCAUGUUGAAAUUGAGUGCAUUAUGAAGUGAUUUCAAAUUAUACGCCUUUUAUUAAAUUAAAAAAUGUACAAGAAAAACAACACAGGGAUUUUCCUGGUAAAGUAUAUCUAACGGAUAAAUAAAUGAGAGGAAGUUUUCGACACUCAAACCUCUUUUUGGUUGAGAAAAUGGGCCAUUAAUCCUACCACUCAGGAUGCCAAAGCUGUAUGACUGUUAUUGUGUUGUUCUGUUUUUAUUUUCAUUGAUUUUGUGUGUUUGUUUUCAGUUAAAUGGUCAGAAUUGUUCGUUUUCUAUUCAAAAUGGCCUUUACAAGACACAAAGUCAUAUUUUUAGCAA
Sinocyclocheilus rhinocerous is the source of this 5641-nucleotide messenger RNA. Its product is annotated as tensin-2-like. Gene Ontology annotation, cellular component: focal adhesion. The transcript is spliced from 27 exons. Gene Ontology annotation, biological process: peptidyl-tyrosine dephosphorylation. The coding region runs from base 6 to 5132 and encodes 1708 amino acids. NCBI's taxonomy places the organism in Eukaryota, Metazoa, Chordata, Actinopteri, Cypriniformes, Cyprinidae. The record is from RefSeq and is a predicted model, not a curated record. Gene Ontology annotation, molecular function: protein tyrosine phosphatase activity; protein binding.